Messenger RNA from Dendrobium catenatum, 1089 nucleotides. RefSeq lists its product as uncharacterized. The record is from RefSeq and is a predicted model, not a curated record. The transcript is spliced from 2 exons. The coding region runs from base 1 to 1089 and encodes 362 amino acids. Lineage: Eukaryota; Viridiplantae; Streptophyta; Magnoliopsida; Asparagales; Orchidaceae.
AUGGUUUUAGCGCAGGACUUUCCUCCUCUUACUGGGGCCUCCAUCCUUGGGACCCCUUCUCUUCCCCUUUCUUCCUCUUAUGCGGCUAAUCUUGCUGCUCCUUCUGGUUCUAGACCUGAGUGGCCGAUGUCUUAUUCUAAGCCGGCGAAAAAACUAUCUUUUGCCUCUAAAGACCUUUCUGAAGGUAAAUCCCUUUGGAACCUUUCUCUUGUUGGUUACUCUCUCGGACCCCGACCCUAUUACGAGAGACUUCGUUUAGCCAUGGAAAGAGCGUGGAAGCUUAAAGGUGACCUCUCUCUUCUAUCUUUGGCGGAUGAUUUCUUCCUCCUUAAGUUUACUGCGGUUGAGGACUAUGACAUGGUUUCUGCGGGUGGACCAUGGUUUUUGCUCGGAAAGCCUUUCAUUUUACAGAGGUGGGAUCCAAAAUUUCAACCUAAAAGAGACGAGGCAGCUGCCAUUCCUCUGUGGAUCAAGAUUCUGAACCUUCCACUUGCUCUUUGGACGCCUUCGGGUAUUUCGAAAAUUGCGAGUUACAUUGGUAUUCCUCUUUACGUUGAUGCUCUUACUGCAAAUAGAACUAGGUUAACUUUUGCUAGAGUAUGCGUGGAGGUGAAUAAAGACUCCAUUUUAGCUGAAGAAAUUCCUAUGGAAAUUGAUGGAAUGGAUUUGACUUUGAAAGUUGUUUAUGACUGGAAGCCGACUAGGUGUGAAGGUUGUGGCUCCCUCAUUCAUUCCUUUGCUAUUUGCCCUCAGAACCCUGACCCUAAACCUGCUAUUCCAAUUAAGGCUCCGCCUAGAGGGAGAAGCAAGAGCAGAGCUCCUGCCUCGCGUGCUGUUAGUAAGGCUAGUAUUAAAGAUGCACCUCCGGUAAUUUCCACUUUACCUGAUCGGCCUCCUCUGCUUCUGAGUGCUGAACCGUCCUCCAGUCAACACCAUCCCGAGACAGAUUCGGCUAAUAUUGCUAUGCCUAACGUGGUUGGUUUAGAUAUGGAUGUGGGUGAUAAAAUUGUUGCUAAUGUGGUUCUCGCUCUUUCGGGUGAGAACCCUAUUGAUGAUAUUGUUUUCCCUGAGAAUGAUUUACCCAUUUAG